Molecule: messenger RNA, 207 nt
Organism: Lottia gigantea (owl limpet)
Lineage: Eukaryota; Metazoa; Mollusca; Gastropoda; Lottiidae
Exons: 3
Coding region: 1-207 (68 amino acids)
Source: RefSeq, a predicted model, not a curated record
AUGUUUAUAUAUCAUGUAGUCAUCUAUGUUUAUAUAUCAUGUAGUCAGCUCUGUUUAUAUAUCAUGUACUCUGUUUAUAUAUCUUGUAGUGAGCUAUGUUUACAUAUCAUCUAUGUUUACAUAUCAUGUAGUCAGCUAUGUUUACAUAUCAUGUAUUUAGCUCUGUUUAUAUUUCAAGUAGUCAUCUGCCAGUCAAUGUGCCUGUGA